Molecule: messenger RNA, 879 nt
Organism: Postia placenta MAD-698-R-SB12
Lineage: Eukaryota; Fungi; Basidiomycota; Agaricomycetes; Polyporales; Adustoporiaceae
Exons: 5
Coding region: 1-879 (292 amino acids)
Source: RefSeq, a predicted model, not a curated record
AUGCUCAUUGAUGUCACAAUGCUGAGCACCCGGUGGACGGCGAGCGGAAUGUUUCGGAGCGUGCGGCGGGUUUACGACAAUCAAAAGUCGUACUCCAUGGGCCAUGCGGGUGCGGCGCUGGGUCUCUUGGAGGAGGUCAUCGAUGACAAGCCCGCGACUUUGGUCAGCAGGCUCAAGCUAGAGCCAUACAAGUCUAUCUCAUCGGCCCCAGGCUUGUCCCGCAGGCCGCGGGAGAAUUUGACCGAAUCGACGGGUACAGCAGACCUCAGGGCGACAGGUGGAGGCGAGGUGGGCGUUGCUGCUGACACCGUGUCCAUGUCAGCAGCUGCCAACGCUGGCAGAGCCGAACAAUGUUCGUCCAAUGCUGUCCAGUCCGAGCUAUGGCCGAGCCUCUUGCUCGCUUUCUGUGGGCAAGACACUAGCCAGCCAAGCGGACAAAUGCCUUCAAAUGAUGUUAGGAUCACCGAAACCCUUCCGGACGGUGCCAUCAUCCCAAGUUGGUGUAAUGUCUGGAGCCCAGUCCACUCUCCGAAAUCUCCCCAACCUUCCGGGCUCUGCAGGCGGGCCAGUCAAAGGGCGCCAUCAUCCGGUUUCACCAAUGCUGAGGGUCCCUCACCUCCUCCGGAUGACAGGGGGAGCCCUGAAGAGAAUGGCCGACUGCGGUAUAGGUGUCUGACUUGGAGAGGCUUCCGGGCCCAGCCACCCUUGGGCCAGAGAGCGCUCUUCAGCAGUGCCGCUAUUUUGCGGUUCUUGGCGGCGAGUGCGAAGAAUUCCAUGUGUUAUUCUGGUGUUUCAACCUUACGCAAAGCACGCCUUCACGCCUCUGCUGCCGCCCCUGUGCCGUCUUCUAUCGUGUUGUUGCGUGGUGUCUCGCCUUGA